Molecule: messenger RNA, 1428 nt
Organism: Pestalotiopsis fici W106-1
Lineage: Eukaryota; Fungi; Ascomycota; Sordariomycetes; Amphisphaeriales; Sporocadaceae
Exons: 6
Coding region: 1-1428 (475 amino acids)
Biological process (GO): transmembrane transport
Cellular component (GO): membrane
Molecular function (GO): transmembrane transporter activity
Source: RefSeq, a predicted model, not a curated record
AUGUCCGACCCGCAGGCGCCUACCCGGCGACCCAAGCAUCAAGCCGCACCCGCGGAGACAGAUCCGCUCCUCCCCGGGGGAGGCGCCGAACCUACGCGGACGACGACAACGACGACUAGCGAUAGGCCAGCUUCGGCAUCCAGUCUGGUUGGUAGCAGAGGUCAUCCUGGUGGGCAUGUCGAAGGCCGUCAUGACUUGGUGUUGCGGAUCGCGGCAGCCAUGUUUGCCUUCAUGGUGAUGGGCACCAUUCAAUCAGUCCCUGGCGUAUUGAUACCACAUCUGGAGAGUUACUAUGGUCUCAGUGACACCUAUGUGUCUAUAAUAUUCCUCAUCUCACCCGUGGGAUAUUUCUUGGCGGCUUACAUGAGCAGCUUCAUCCAUCUGCGGUUUGGUCAGCUAGGCAUUGCGAUCAUUGGCCCUGCCUGCCAACUGAUCUAUGCAGUCGGCUUGUGUGCCCACCCGCCAUACUCAAUGGUGCUGUUCCUCAGCCUCAUUGAAGCCGUCGGAACUGGCCUUCUGGACGGGUCUUGGUGCGCAUGGGCUGGUGCCAUGGCGAAUGGCAACACAGUACAGGGGUUUCUUCACGGCUCUUACUCGAUAGGUGCCAGCUUGGGGCCGCUUAUUGCUGGGACAAUGAUCUCUGUCGGAAAGACACCUUGGUGGUCUUGGUUUUAUGUAUUGUCGGCCUUCUGUGUCGUCAUGCUGGUAUCAUCAGCGUAUGCCUUCCGUGCACAGGACGGGAAGAGGUAUCGUGCUGAAAAGCAUGAUCGCAACGAUUCGGCCAUACCUCAUGACAAACAAGACAGGUUCGCAAUCUUCAGGUAUAGCGCAACUUGGAUAUGUGCUGCUUAUUUUCUCGCCUAUGUCGGCAUUGAGAGCUCGAUUACCGGAUGGAUAGUGGUAUACAUGCUCCGGGCGCGCCAUGCUUCCGGAUACUUGGCCAGCAUGUGUUCCGCGCUCUUCAAUAUUGGCAUGGCAGUGGGAAGGCUGGCUCUUGGCGUCGUUACAGAUAAGCUGGGUGUCAGACUCGCCGUGGUCAUCUACUUGUCGACGACGAUCAUCUUGCAGGCUCUGUUUGCCAUGGUUGAGUUGCCUGCCAUAUCGGCGGUGCUUGUCACGCUGAUCGGCUUCUUCUUGGGCCCCAUGUUCCCUUCAGGCGUGGUCUUGAUUACUCGUCUGCUCCCGCCGCAUUUACACGUUGGAACGGUGUCAUUUGUGGCGUCUACGGGCCAGAUUGGUGGUGCACUUCUCCCAUUUGCCCUUGGUGCUAUUGCGGACCAUGUUGGCAUCGGCGCAUUUCAGUACAUAAUCCUGGCUCAGCUGGUCGCGACGCUUUUCAUCUGGCUGUGCUUUCCAAGAUUGGCAGUAGGCGUUGUUGGUGUUUCACGUUCAGAUGAAGAAGACGUCAUGGACAGAAGUCACGAGUAA